This is a messenger RNA of Staurois parvus, 426 nucleotides long. The record is from the annotation of a GenBank genome assembly. NCBI's taxonomy places the organism in Eukaryota, Metazoa, Chordata, Amphibia, Anura, Ranidae.
GCAUUGCGCCUGGGAGGUUUAUAUCUCCAUGCAUGCUGGAGUCUGUGUUGUGCCUGGGAGGUUUACACAGUAGCACUGUGCAUACUGGAGUCGGUGUUGUGCCUGGGAGGUUUAGCAACAUGCAUGCUGGAGUCUAUGGAAAGUAUGUCUUUUACUGUCUUUUCUGUAUUGUGGGGUGGUUUCCAUGCCAGCUCAUGUGCUGUGCAUGCCUGGUACUGUGUAUUUUGCAUUGUGGGGUGGUUUCCAUGCCAGCUCAUGUGCUGGUCAUGCCUGCUACUGCGUGUUCUGCAUUGUGAGGUGGUUUCCAUGUCAGCUCAUGUGCUGUGCAUGCCUGCUACUGCGUGUUCUGCAUUGUGGGGUGGUUUCAAUGCCAGCUCAUGUGCUGUGCAUGCCUGCUACUGCGUGUUCUGCAUUGUGGGGUGGUUU